AUGGAUGUGUCACGAGUGCGGUCUCUCAGAACGAAUGACAAGUUCGAGCCGACCACGUGCUGUAAUAGUCACGUGUUGCAGCUCAUUCUCAAUGCAGUGGCGAUGUAUCCGAGGUCGUCGUCGGUAGCCAAUGGACAAGAGCGACCUCCCUUCCAUCCUGUCGUGUCUCCCACCUCUCUUUCUCCUUUUCCCGGCUACUUCUAUUCGAUGCCGCCUCCCGCUCACUUUCACUACAAUCCUUUUCAUCCUUCACGUCCGAUUGGCUAUAGACCUUCCACAUCUGCAGCAGCAGCGGCAGCAUCGACGACGACGGCGGUGGUCGUUCCUCCGGUGACGAACGCGUUCAGUUCGAAUUCGAGUUCGUUAGACGAAGGAUGGAGCAGCGGAACGUGCAUCGAAGUGGUUCUAAAGGAAUUCGAACUGUGGCAGAAGUUUUCUAAAAUUGGCACCGAAAUGAUAAUUACCAAAUCGGGGAGACAACUGUUCCCGCUUAUCGUCGUGUCUGUGACUAACCUGGAGAAAGACAGUGUGUACAAAGUUGUGUUAGAGUUUGCCUGCAAUGACCGCCGCCGAUACAAAUUUAUCAAAUCGCAAUGGGUCUCCAGUCAGCAGUCUGACGCCACGUUUCCUGACCAAGACCCGUCAUUCGUGCAUCCAGACAGUCCUGCUACUGGAAAACACUGGAUGAAACAAGUUAUCUCGUUCAAAGCGGCCAAAUUGACAAACGACAAAGAUUGUCGUAAACCUACUCAUGUUGUUCUUCAUUCGAUGCACAAGUACGAGCCGCAAGUAGCCAUUUUCAAAUUGUCUGACGCCGACGGAACGUUCGAACGCGUUUUAGUCCGACAACUGCCUCUGUGUCAUUUCAUUAGCGUUACGUCAUAUCAGAACAAAGAAAUCACCCGUCUCAAGAUCGACAAUAAUCCUUAUGCGAAAGCAUUUCGUGACCAAGAGACGAGCGAUGGCAUCAAAACUUUUCCCGAAUCAUUGCAGUCGGUCUCGCCAAAUUUCUCGCAUGCGGAGUCUGCGUUUCCUUCCUCUCUCGUUAGUGACUACAUUCCCCAAUUCUCUGGUCUUAUGGAUUCUCCAUUUUCCCAUUACCACCACCCGUCUUCUUCUUCUAUCUCUCCCUACUCUCCGCUCGUUUCCUCGUUUAGUCCAUUUCAUGUCUUAUCACCAGUCGUCAAACCCGACGACGUUCAUUCUCACCAAAGAAGAUUUAGUGCUCCAGACGCGCUCGCCGGUGAGACAUCUAGUUCAUUUAGAAUGAGCCGCGGCCAGGACGAGAACAGCACGAGCAGUCGGUGUAAGAAGCGUCGAAGACAGCAUCACGAUUCGGUUACUUCGUUCAAGAAGGAUACGUGCGGCUCGUCGAAAACGUCGACGAGUGGACAGGAACGUGAGGAUUGGUAUUGUCCGUCAACGACGUGCGAACGGAACGAAAGCUCGACUUCUAUGCCCAGAAGCGUUCGCCAACCAGAAGACAUAGGCAGUUCCUAUAGAGAGAGUCGGCUACUGGGAGAUUUAUCGGACAAACUAUGGGUUUGGUAUCCGAGGUCGUCGUCGUUAGCCAAUGGACAAGAGCGACCUCCCUUCCGUCCUCUCGUGUCUCCCACCUCUCUUUCUCCUUUUCCCGGCUGCUUCUAUUCGAUGCCACCUCCCGGUCACUUUCACUACAAUCCUUUUCAUCCUUCACGUCCGAUUGGCUAUAGACCUUCGACAUCUGCAGCGGCAGCAUCGACGACGACGGCGGUGGUCGUUCCUCCGGUGACGAACGCGUUCAGUUCGAAUUCGAGUUCGUUAGACGAAGGAUGGAGCAGCGGAACGUGCAUCGAAGUUGUUCUUCAUUCGAUGCACAAGUACGAGCCGCAAGUAGCCAUUUUCAAAUUGUCUGACGCCGACGGAACGUUCGAACGCGUUUUAGUCCGACAACUGCCUCUGUGUCAUUUCAUUAGCGUUACGUCAUAUCAGAACAAAGAAAUCACCCGUCUCAAGAUCGACAAUAAUCCUUAUGCGAAAGCAUUUCGUGACCAAGAGACGAGCGAUGGCAUCAAAACUUUUCCCGAAUCAUUGCAGUCGGUCUCGCCAAAUUUCUCGCAUGCGGAGUCUGCGUUUCCAUCCUCUCUCGUUAGUGACUACAUUCCCCAAUUCUCUGGUCUUAUGGAUUCCCCAGUUUCCCAUUACCACCACCCGUCUUCUUCUUCUCUCUCUCCAUACUCUUCGCUCGUUCAGUCGUUUAGUCCAUUUCACGGCUUAUCACCAGUCGUCAAACCCGACGACGUUCAUUCUCACCAAAGAAGAUUUAGUGCUCCGGACGCGCUCGCCGGUGAGACAUCUAGUUCGUUUAGAAUGAGCCGCAGCCAGGACGAUACCGACAGAGUCAGUCGACAACGUCAAGAGAACAGCACGAGCAGUCGGUGUAAAAAGCGUCGAAGACAGCAUCACGAUUCGGUUGCUUUGUUCAAGAAGGGUCCUCGGCAGGAGCAGGAUACGUGUUCUUCGUCUGAGGCGAGGCGACGGCAAGAGGAGGAUACGUGCGGCUCAUCGAAAACGUCGACGAUUGGACAGGAACGGGAUGAUUGGCAUUGUCCGUCAACGACGUGCGAACGGAACGAAACCUCGACUUCUACGCCCAGAAGCGUUCGCCAACCAGUAAGACAUAGGCAGUUCCUAUAGAGCGAGUCGGCUACUGGGAGAUUUAUCGGACAGUGAUUGAUGUUUUUGGCUUUUUAGAGACGUGGUGUGCACAGAACUAUGGGCUUGGGUAUUACUGACACGUAUACUUUUAGUCUAGCACACCUUCACUAUGUUUUAGCACGUUUUUGAGCAUUACUGCAAUAGAAGUAUUGAUGGGGAGAAUCACAU
This is a messenger RNA of Corticium candelabrum, 2865 nucleotides long. RefSeq lists its product as uncharacterized. The transcript has 11 exons. Lineage: Eukaryota; Metazoa; Porifera; Homoscleromorpha; Homosclerophorida; Plakinidae. Gene Ontology annotation, biological process: cell fate specification; regulation of transcription by RNA polymerase II; positive regulation of DNA-templated transcription. Gene Ontology annotation, molecular function: RNA polymerase II cis-regulatory region sequence-specific DNA binding; DNA-binding transcription factor activity, RNA polymerase II-specific. The coding region runs from base 1 to 2676 and encodes 891 amino acids. The record is from RefSeq and is a predicted model, not a curated record. Gene Ontology annotation, cellular component: nucleus.